Molecule: messenger RNA, 602 nt
Organism: Gigantopelta aegis
Lineage: Eukaryota; Metazoa; Mollusca; Gastropoda; Neomphalida; Peltospiridae
Exons: 5
Coding region: 128-469 (113 amino acids)
Source: RefSeq, a predicted model, not a curated record
GUUGACCCGGUGCUGUAGGAUCGUCUCGUGUAUAAAUGAUCGCCAAGAGUGUAAAAGUUCUUCUUAGAUAAGAGUACUUUCGAAGAAGGGAAUGCUUCGAGUAUAACGCGCUCGUAAAGAAGGCACCAUGAAUCAAGUUCUUCUGUUAUCCGUGUUUGUCAUCGUGUUCGUGUCCGUGGCCGUGUCCGUAUCCGCGUCAACCAUACCACCCAGCCAGACACCCGAGGAUCCCUUCAUCGCCCUCAUCGACGCCAUAGAACAAGCGACCUUCUUCUCCACGCUUCCGGAACACGAGAAGGUCAUAACCUUUGAACUUCUGGCGGCGGCGGAAACCGGAAAUUUGAAAUCCUUGUUGGACAGACUUGGAUAUAUCCAGCUAUUUACGUACCUAGAUCAUUUAUCAAAGGAUUACAGUCACAAGUUUAUUGCAUAUUCGAUACCGUAUUUGAAGAAAGAACUCGACGUUUGAAGAAAGAAUUAUCUCCCUUGGUACGAAACGUGACGUACAUGGCAGCAACACUUGUGUGUAUAUAUCACUACAUGACUGGUUAUUGAACACACGGCUUGUAAUUUAUGUUUUACAAUAAAGUUUUACACUUUAA